Messenger RNA from Impatiens glandulifera, 819 nucleotides. RefSeq names its product probable CCR4-associated factor 1 homolog 11. The transcript has 2 exons. Gene Ontology annotation, molecular function: poly(A)-specific ribonuclease activity; nucleic acid binding. The record is from RefSeq and is a predicted model, not a curated record. Bases 1 to 819 code for a protein of 272 amino acids. Gene Ontology annotation, cellular component: CCR4-NOT core complex; P-body; CCR4-NOT complex. NCBI's taxonomy places the organism in Eukaryota, Viridiplantae, Streptophyta, Magnoliopsida, Ericales, Balsaminaceae.
AUGUCUAGUAUCAUUCGUGAAGUUUGGAAUUAUAAUGUUGUAGAGGAGUUUAAUGUGAUUCGGAUGCUCCUCCCUUUAUCUGUUUACGCCUCAUUUGAUAUGGAAUUCCCUGGUACCAUCUUUCAUCCUGACGUCCCUAAGCACUUUCUCUCUUCUCUCAGUCCACCCGUAAAUUAUUCUUAUUUAAAGGCGAAUGUGGAUACCAUGAAGUUGAUUCAAGUGGGCCUUACUCUGUCAUCUGUGCCCAACCCUCAUUCUGGUGUCGUUAAUUCUAACGUUUGGCAAUUUAAUUUAGAUAAUUUCGAUGUGGAUUCUGAUUUUCAGAAUCCUAAUUCUAUCACACUUUUAAGAGAAACUGGAAUUGACUUUGUUAGGAACAAAGUUGAAGGUAUUAGUUUAGGUUUAUUCAGAAAUCUUCUAAUAUCAUCUGGCCUUCUAUGCGGCCCCUCUCAUCUGAAUUGGGUCACCUUUCACGGAGCAUACGAUUUUGGCUUUGUUGUCAAAAUUUUGACUCAAAGACCCCUCCCACCCAAUUUGAUCAUGUUCAUGAGUUUGGUUAGGGAGAUUUUUGGGGAAGCAGUGUUUGAUUUGAAGCACAUUGCGAAAUUUUGUAGGGGUCUUUACGGAGGCUUAAGUCGAUUGGCAGAAACCCUAAAUGUGGAUAGGAUUUCAGCUAAUGUUACUGGAAUUUACUCUCUUGGUGCCAAUCAAUUCUUUGUAGAACCUAAUUGUUUCCCCAUGAACCUAUUUCUGUCCAAUAACAACACUCCCACUAUAUUUUUCCUAUCUGACCACCCAAUUUCUCCUGUUCCUAGUUGA